Messenger RNA from Camelus dromedarius (Arabian camel), 6273 nucleotides. It is a transcript of the gene SCN10A, whose product is annotated as sodium voltage-gated channel alpha subunit 10. The coding region runs from base 412 to 6273 and encodes 1953 amino acids. NCBI's taxonomy places the organism in Eukaryota, Metazoa, Chordata, Mammalia, Artiodactyla, Camelidae. The transcript has 27 exons. The record is from RefSeq and is a predicted model, not a curated record. Gene Ontology annotation, cellular component: plasma membrane; voltage-gated sodium channel complex; axon. Gene Ontology annotation, molecular function: voltage-gated sodium channel activity involved in cardiac muscle cell action potential. Gene Ontology annotation, biological process: regulation of atrial cardiac muscle cell membrane depolarization; neuronal action potential; regulation of heart rate.
GUAGACCAUGACCUGAAGUUUUUGAUGAAUGCAGGAGAGUGACUGCUGUUCAGUGGUCCUAGAAACAAGGAGAGAGGGCAGUAUGGUUGAAUCUGGUGGGGAUGUGUUACAAAGUGAUGAAGAGGCAAUGACUUGGAAGCUCACAGAGAGUGUAGACAUGACUCUGAGUUACCUGGAGUAGGGUGGAAUAAACAGCCUCCCCCUGAGCAUGCUGCAGGGGCAGUGAGGUCCCGGGGGAGCUCAGUGUAAGUUAAGGAAGUAACUGGAGACAGGUUGGGGAAGAAACUGUUCUAUUCUAGCAAUCAGGGUGGGAGAGAUGGGAGGGAAAGGGCCAGUGGGCACGCUGUUACCUCUCUGUGGUUAUGUCCACCCUCCUAAGAGUAUAAAUUCUUCCUGAAGAAGAAUGAGAAGAUGGAAUUCCCCUUUGGGUCCCCGCAAGCUCCCCACUUCCGUCGAUUCACUCCAGAGUCCCUGGUGGCUAUUGAAAAACGAAUUGCUGCCAAGCAGGCGGCAAAGAAAGUCCAAGAGAAGCCCAAGAAGCAGAAGGACCAAGAAGAGAAGUCUCGGCCACAGCUAUGCUUGAAAGCCUGCAACAAGCUGCCCAAGUUCUAUGGCAAGCUCCCGGCAGAGCUGGUCGGGGAGCCCUUGGAGGACUUGGACCCCUUCUACAAUACACACCGGACAUUUAUGGUGCUCAACAAAGAGAGGACCAUUUCACGGUUUAGUGCCACUCGGGCCCUGUGGUUAUUCAGCCCUUUCAACCUGAUCAGAAGAACAGCCAUCAAAGUGUCUGUCCACUCGUGGUUCAGUUUAUUUAUAACAAUCACUAUUUUGGUCAACUGUGUGGGCAUGACCCAAACCGAACUUCCAGAGAAAAUCGAAUAUGUCUUCACUGUCAUUUAUACCUUUGAAGCCUUGAUAAAGAUACUGGCAAGAGGAUUUUGUCUAAAUGAGUUCACUUACCUGCGGGAUCCUUGGAACUGGCUGGAUUUUAGUGUCAUCACCCUGGCAUACAUAUGUGAAGCAAUAGAUCGCCGAGGGAUCUCAGGCCUGCGGACGUUCAGAGUUCUUAGAGCUUUAAAGACGGUGUCUGUGAUCCCGGGGCUGAAGGUCAUCGUGGGGGCCCUGAUCCACUCAGUGAGGAAGCUGGCUGAUGUGACCAUCCUCACCGUCUUCUGCCUGAGUGUCUUUGCCCUGGUCGGCCUGCAGCUCUUCAAGGGCAACCUCAAGAACAAAUGUGUCAAGAAUUGCACAGCUGUCAACGAGACAGCCAAUUAUUCUUCUCACGAAAAACCAGAUUUCUACAAAAACAAAUCAGGCACCUCUGAUCCCUUACUGUGUGGCAAUGGAUCUGAUUCAGGCCACUGCCCUGAGGGUUAUUUCUGCCUUAAAACAUCCAGCAACCCAGAUUUUAACUACACCAGCUUUGAUUCCUUCGCUUGGGCUUUCCUCUCAUUGUUCCGCCUCAUGACACAGGAUUCCUGGGAACGCCUCUACCAGCAGACCCUGAGGGCUUCUGGGAAAAUGUAUAUGGUUUUUUUCGUGCUUGUUAUCUUCCUGGGGUCUUUCUACCUGGUUAACUUGAUCUUGGCUGUGGUCACCAUGGCAUAUGAGGAGCAGAACCAGGCAACCAUUGAUGAAACUGAAACCAGGGAGAAGAACUUCCAAGAGGCCCUCAAGUUGCUCCGGAAGGAACAAGAGGUGCUGGUAGCACUGGGGGUUGACACAGCCUCUCUCCAAUCCUAUAAUGGAUCACCUUUAACCUCCAUAAAUGCCAGUGAGAGAAGGCAUAUAUUGAAGCCAAGGGUGUCAGAGGGCUCCACAGAUGACAACAGAUCACUCCAAUCUGAGCCUUACAACCAGCACCGAAUGUCUUUCCUAGGCCUCACCUCUGGAAGACGCCGAGCUAGCCAUGGCAGUGUGUUCCAUUUCCAGGCCAUCGGCCGAGACAUCUCAUUCCCUGAUGAGGUCACAGAUGUCAGAAUCUUUCCUGGAGACCGUGAAAGCCAUCGGGGCUCUCUGCUGCUGGAUAGGGGUGCAAGCCAGCAAGGCCCCCUCCCUGGGAGUCCACUGCCUCAAACCCUCAACCCUGGCUCAGGGCAUGGAGAAGAUGGCCACCCCACAUUGCCCACUGGUGAGCUUUCCCCUGGAGCCGUCGAAGUCUCGGCACUGGAUGCAGGACAGAAGACUUUCUUAACAGCGGAAUACUUAGACGAAUCUCUUCGAGUUCAAAGGGCGUUGAGUGUUGUCAGUGUCGUGACCUCCGUCCUCGAGGAGUUGGAGGAGUCUAAACAGAGGUGCCCACCCCGCUUGACCAGCUUGGCGCAGAAGUAUCUGAUCUGGGAGUGCUGCCCCACCUGGGUGAAACUCAAGGAACUUCUCUUUGGGAUUGUGACGGACCCCUUUGCAGAGCUCACCAUCACCUUGUGCAUCGUGGUGAACACCAUCUUCAUGGCCAUGGAGCACUAUGGCAUGAGCUUCGCCUUUGACACCAUGCUCCAGACAGGCAACAUUGUCUUUACCGUGAUAUUUACUGCUGAAAUGGUCUUCAAAAUCAUAGCCUUCGACCCUUACUAUUACUUCCAGAAGAGGUGGAACAUCUUCGACUGCAUCAUCGUCACCGUGAGCCUGAUAGAACUGGGUACAGCUAGGAAGGGGAGCCUGACGGUGCUGCGGACCUUCCGCCUGCUGCGGGUCUUCAAGCUGGCCAAGUCCUGGCCAACCUUAAACACGCUCAUCAAGAUCAUCGGAAACUCGGUGGGUGCUCUGGGAAACCUCACCAUCAUCCUGGCCAUCAUCGUCUUUGUCUUCGCCCUGGUUGGCAAACAGCUCCUUGGGGACAACUACAAGAAAAACCGGCACAAAAUCUCUGCGCCCAACGAAGACUGGCCGCGCUGGCACAUGCAUGACUUCUUCCACUCCUUCCUCAUCGUCUUCCGGAUCCUCUGCGGAGAGUGGAUCGAGAACAUGUGGGCCUGCAUGGAAGUCGGUGAUAAAUCCAUCUGCCUCAUCCUCUUCUUGACCGUGAUGGUUCUGGGGAACCUGGUGGUACUUAACCUCUUCAUCGCCCUGCUCCUGAAUUCUUUUAGCGCCGACAACCUCACAGCCCCAGAGGAGGACGGGGAGGUGAACAAGCUGCAGGUGGCCCUUGCACGGAUCCAGGUGUUUAGCCGUCGCACCAAGAAGGCCCUUCGCAGCUUCCUCAGCCGACCCUGCUUGCUCCCCCGGCCCAAAUCAGAGCCCCAGCUGGUGGUGAAACUUCCACUGUCCACCACCAAAGCCAAGAACCACAUUGCAGCAGACAUGGCCGUGGGGAGUCCUGGAGGACUCCUGGCUCCCCAAGGCCCCAGGGAUGACCACAGUGAUUUCAUCACCAAUCCUAACAUAUGGGUCUCUGUGCCCAUUGCCGAGGGUGAAUCUGAUCUUGAUGAACUGGAAGAUGAUGGUGAGGAGGAUGCUUGGAGCACCCAGCAGCAAGUGAUCCCCCAAGGGCAGCAGGAGCAGCUGCUGCAAGUUGGGAGACACGAGGAUCACCUGACGCCCAGGAGCCCAGAUUCUGGGAUGUCCUCUGAGGACCUAGCUCCGAACCUAGGUGAGAAGCGGGAAGACGAGGCUGCUGCGCAGGGCCCUGCAGAGGGAGUGGACGACAUGAGCUCCUCGGAAUGCAGCACCGUGGACUGCCCAGAUCCCCAGGAGAUCCUGAGGAAGAUCCCCGAGCUGGCAGAUGACCUCGAUGAACCAGAUGACUGCUUCACAGAAGGCUGCGUUCGCUACUAUCCCUGCUGCAAAGUGAACGUCACCAAGUUUCCCUGGACCGUGGGCUGGCAGGUGCGCAAGACCUGCUACCACAUCGUGGAGCACAGCUGGUUCGAGAGCUUCAUCGUCUUCAUGAUCCUGCUCAGCAGUGGAUCUCUAGCCUUUGAAGAUUUUUACCUCGACCAGAAGCCCAAGGUGAAGGCCUUGCUGGAGUACACCGACAGGGUGUUCACCUUUAUCUUUGUGUUUGAGAUGCUGCUCAAGUGGGUGGCCUAUGGCUUUAAAAGUUACUUCACCAAUGCCUGGUGCUGGCUGGACUUCCUCAUCGUGAAUAUCUCACUGACAAGCCUUAUAGCGAAGAUGAUGAAGUAUUCUGAUAUGGAAUCCAUCAAAACCCUUCGGACCCUCCGUGCCCUGCGGCCACUGCGGGCCCUGUCUCGAUUUGAAGGCAUGCGGGUGGUGGUGGAUGCCCUGGUGGGCGCCAUCCCAUCCAUCAUGAACGUCCUCCUCGUCUGCCUCAUCUUCUGGCUCAUCUUCAGUAUCAUGGGCGUGAACCUCUUCGCGGGGAAGUUUCAGAGAUGCAUCAACACCACCAAUGAAGACUUUUCCCUUGUGCCUUGGACUACUGUGACUAACAUGUCUGAAUGUGAACGUCAAAACUACACUGGAAAGUUCUUUUGGGUCAAUGUGAAGGUCAACUUUGAUAACGUUGCAAUGGGCUACCUCGCACUUCUGCAGGUGGCAACCUUUAAAGGCUGGAUGGACAUCAUGUAUGCAGCUGUGGAUUCCCGGGAGGUCAACAUGCAGCCCAAGUGGGAGGACAACGUGUACAUGUACUUCUACUUUGUCAUCUUCAUCAUUUUCGGUGGCUUCUUCACACUCAAUCUCUUCGUUGGGGUCAUAAUUGACAACUUCAACCAACAGAAAAAAAAGUUAGGGGGCCAGGACAUCUUCAUGACAGAGGAGCAGAAGAAGUACUACAAUGCCAUGAAGAAGCUGGGCUCCAAGAAGCCCCAGAAGCCCAUCCCACGGCCCCUGAACAAGUACCAGGGUUUUGUCUUUGACAUCGUGACCAGGCAGACUUUUGACAUCAUCGUCAUGGUCCUUAUCUGCCUCAACAUGAUCACCAUGAUGGUGGAGACUGAUGAGCAGAGUGAAGAAAAGACAAAAGUCCUGAACAAAAUCAACCAGUUCUUUGUGGCCGUCUUCACGGGCGAGUGUGUCAUGAAGAUAUUCGCCUUGAGGCAUUAUUACUUCACCAAUGGCUGGAAUGUGUUUGACUUCAUCGUGGUCAUCCUCUCCAUUACGAGCCUGGUGUUUUCUGCAAUUCUUACAUCACUUGGAAAUUUAUUCUCCCCAACGCUCUUCCGCGUCAUCCGCCUGGCCCGAAUCGGCCGCAUCCUCCGGCUGAUCCGCGGGGCCAAGGGCAUCCGCACGCUGCUCUUCGCCCUCAUGAUGUCCCUGCCCGCCCUCUUCAACAUCGGGCUGCUGCUCUUCCUCGUCAUGUUCAUCUACUCCAUCUUCGGCAUGGCCAACUUCGCUUACGUCAAGUGGGAGGCUGGCAUCGACGACAUGUUCAACUUCCAGACCUUCGCCAACAGCAUGCUGUGCCUCUUCCAGAUCACCACGUCGGCUGGCUGGGACGGUCUCCUCAGCCCCAUCCUCAACACGGGGCCCCCCUACUGCGACCCCAAUGUGGUCAACAACGGCGUCAGAGGGGACUGUGGGAACCCAGCCUUGGGCAUCCUCUUCUUCACCACCUACAUCAUCAUCUCCUUCCUCAUUGUGGUCAAUAUGUACAUCGCUGUGAUUCUGGAGAACUUCAAUGUGGCCACGGAAGAGAGCACAGAGCCCCUGAGUGAGGAUGACUUUGACAUGUUCUAUGAGACUUGGGAAAAGUUCGACCCAGAGGCCACUCAGUUCAUUACCUUCUCUGCCCUCUCAGACUUUGCAGACGCCCUCUCUGGCCCCCUGCGAAUCCCCAAACCCAAUUGCAACACGUUAAUCCAGAUGGACUUGCCUUUGGUCCCUGGAGAUAAGAUCCACUGUUUGGAUAUCCUGUUUGCCUUUACCAAGAAUGUUCUGGGAGAAUCUGGGGAGUUGGAUUCUUUGAAGUCAAAUAUGGAGGAGAAAUUUAUGGCAACUAAUCUUUCAAAAGCAUCCUAUGAACCAAUAGCAACCACGCUCCGGUGGAAGCAAGAAGACAUUUCAGCCACUGUUAUCCAAAAGGCCUAUCGGAGCUAUGUGCUGCACCGCUCCCUGACCAUCUCCAACCCCCUAGGUGUGCCCAGGGCUGAGGAGGAGGCUGUGUCACUCCCAGAUGAAGGCUUUGCUGCAUUCAUGGCAAAUGAAAAUGGUGUGCUCCCAGACAAAUCUGCAAGUACAUCUGUCACAUCUUUCCCACCAUCCUACGACAGUGUCACUAGAGGCCUCGGUGAUCAAAUCAACAUGCACACACCUAGCUCAGUGCAAAACGAAGGUGACGCUGUCAGUAAGGAAGCCAGUAGUCCCUACUGA